AUGAGAGCAGACAAAAGACAGGACAAUAGGCAAGAUGUGAGAAGUAAUCAAAAGUUACCACCAAAUCAGGAUAUUAAUAGUGAAAAUUUUGGACCUUUGGACUACCAGUCAGACUAUAGACAAGACUUAAGAAGUGAACAAAGUUUACAAUCACAAGAGAUGGACAGAGACAUCAAUAAUAGGAGACAAUUGCAACAGAAUCUAAGACAAGACAGUCUGAACCAACACAUGUUGAACCAACAAAUGCCAAACCAACAGGAGUUUAGGCCAGAGAAUAGACCGGAUUUAAGGCAAGACUUCGGAAUGGAUCUCAACUUACAAAAUCCAAAUUUGAAUAAUGAAAGUAUGAGACAAUUGCCCCAAAAUCAACGACAAGACAGCCUAAACCAACAGAUGAUAGCUCAGCAAAUGGUGAAUCCACAAGAGUUUAGACCAAUUGAUUAUCAACAAGACUUUAGGCAAGAUAUAAGGAGUGAUCAGAUGUUACAAAAUCAAGAUAUGAUGAGAGAAGGUUUAAAUCAACAACAAGAUCCAUUUAGACCAGAAAAUAGGCUCGACUUUACAGAAGACUUACGAAGUGAUCAAAUGUUUCAAAACCAAAACAUGAAUAGCGAUAGUAUGAGACAAUUGCCACAAACGCAACGCCAGGACAUUAUGAGCCAACAGAUGCUAAACCAACAAAUGGUAGGCCAACAGGAAUUCAGGCCAGAAAAUAGGCCCGACUUAAGGGAUGAUCUGAGAAGUGAUCACAAAUUACACAAUCAAGAGAUAGUUAGGGAAGGUAUGAGUCGACAACUGCCACAACACCAAAGCCAACGACAGGAGAAUUUAAACCAACAAACGCUAAGUCAACAAAUGGUAAAUCAACAACAACUACCACAACAACCACAGCUACAACAACAACCACAUGAUCCGUUUAGACCUGAAAAUAGACUCGACUUCAGACAAGACCUGAGAAAUGACCACAUGUUACCAAAUCAAGACAUUGCGAGAGAAAGUGGGCGACAAUUGCCACAAAGUCAGCCCCAAAGACAAGACAAUUUGAACCAACAAAUGGCGAACCAACAGAUGCUAACCCAACAGGACUUUAGGCCCGACAAUAGGCCGGACGUACGGCAAGAGCCGCCGCGAACCGAUCCGCAAAGGCCUCAAACACAGGACUCGAUCAGAGAAAACAUGAAACAAAUGCUACAAAACCCAAAACAGGAUACAAUGAAACAGCAAAUGUUGAAUCAAUUACGGCAUGAGAUUCGACAACAAUAUCAGCCGCAGACCAAUAAGAAUACGGAACAACAGUUCCAGGAUUUCGGCAAAUUUGGUUACGAAUCCGAGUCUUCACAACAGUAUUCACCGCAACAAUACUCACAACAGUCGCCUCAAAGGCAACCCAAACCACAGCAACAGCAGAACUAUAGCCAAGAAGAGUACCAACGCUUUCAGCCCCAGAACCAGAUGAGGGGUGACUUCAGUCAGCCGUCAGAUGCCUACCAAAACUAUCCGUCGACCGCAUCGGCUUCGGGCCGACAGCACCCGGAAAUGGGCUCUCCGUCGGGUCGGAGUCGUGCGGGUGUCGGCGCUCCCAUUCCGCGGACAGUGCCGUUGCAUACAGUGACCCAACAGUUGGCCACCUCUUCGUCGGCCUCAUCGCCGCCGUCGGCCAGCAAUGCGUCGCCGAAACACAAAACAAUUCAAAGUCAACAACAGUUAUACUCACAACAGAUGGUUCAGCCGAAGAAGACGCCGCCAUUCGUGCCCGAGUGCUGGUCUCCGCCCACAGACUUGUCGCCCAUUCUCGACGUCUCGCCCUCUAUAGAGGCCGCCGAAGAAGAGAUUAUGGAAAGAAUCGCUUCGUCGUCAGAUGAAUCGUUGACAUCCUAUGCGACAAACAUUCCUCGAGCGACGAGCGGAACCAUCACUGGAAUGAUCGCCGACUUUAACAAAGCGAUGGAAGCGUUGGGAACGGAAUCGCCGAUCGAAGAACACUAUCACCUCAUAUCAGAUCUCAAACAACAGGAAAUUAGGUCUAGAAGUCAACCGCAAAGACAACAACAACAACAACAAAGUAUUUCUCAACAAAAGACUACUUCCAGAGCGCAGUCAGGCGUCCAGAAGGCGACCAUUGAGGCCACUUCGGGACAGCAGCCAAUCAUUGUGAUGGCUUCGGGACCCAAUCAGUCGACAAUACCAUUGCAACUGCAGCUCAAUCCGCAGUCAGUGAUGACCAGUCAGGGACCGGUCAGCCCUCAAGUGGAGCAACAGCUACAACAACAACAGAUACUUAUCCAACAACAGCAACAGUUCCUUCAGAUACAGAUCGAGCAGCAAAAGCUCCAAAAACAGAUGACAGAACAGUUGUCUAUUAGACAGCAACAGGAGGCCGACAAACAGCAGCACCAGAAGCAGCUGAUCCAGAAACAGGAACCGGUGGUCAGUCAACCCAUAGCACCGCCGGCUCAGCUUCAGCAACAACAACACCAAAUACUGCAACAACAACCACAGGUGCCACAGCAUCCGUUACCACAACACCCGCUUCCCAGUAAACCCGAAGUCAUGAAACAAGACAAAAAUGUGUCCACUUCCACACCACCAUCCAUGUCGUCGACGCCCACAUCCACAGCAAACAAACAGAUGGGCACAGACGGGGCGGCGGUUGGGGUGAAGAAUCCGGAACUCGCGGGACAGAGCAGCGGCACCGGCAUCGGUCCCAUCGCCGCCCAAAGAAAGUCAUUGCACCGCCGAUUACCGCAUCCGACCACCGAAGAGAUGCAAACGGCGGUCCAGACGCUGGCCGCCGCCGCUCACAGCGGUUCACAACAACACCGAUCGGUACCUACUGUUCCGCAGCAGUCAAUGCCAAUGCCGGUUGUGUCCACUCAACGAUCCGUAUCACCCAUUAUGCCUCGCAAAACACAGUCCAGUGUUAUCUCAUCCCAGACAAUUCUCAAUCCGAGCACAAGACGAACAAACCUAUCGACGGCAACUGUGCCGACGAGUGCCAUCACAACACUGGUCUCAUCUGCAAUCAUGCCUUCGACAUCCAUCUACGACCGCAUCAGUCAAUCGCCCUAUGCUUUAGCCCAGUCUGUGGUCCGCUCCCACACACCCGUCACAACUGGCGGCGACUUUUCCGACUCCCAGAGCGACGCGUCCGGCGAUAAAGGGAAGCGACGGAAACUGCCAUCAGUUCCCUUCGAUGAGGAACCCAUCUCUCCGGUGAUGGCCACCAGAAAACUGAUCAAAGAUAGACUCGCCGGUCAGUUGUCCCUUCAUUUGUAUAAUUAAUUUACAUAACACUUUAAUUAUAACAUACAUAUGUAUACCACGACAGGUCGACCGGCCAUCUCCUCGACAUCGAUAGCGUCGAAACGCAUUCCUCCGCUGCGUUCGUCGUCUUCAUUGGACGGAACCGUUAUGGGACUGACGGCUGGGUAUCGGCCGCAGUCGCCCUUCUCGUCCACGUCGGACAUCACCCAAUUUCUGGCCUCCACUUACGGCCAAUCGGUGUUCAAGAGUUCCAUCGGUAACAUCCGAUCGCCGGCCCGAUCGCCGAUACCUCCCGGCGAGAAUCAGAUCAGCCGUCAAUUGCAUACCUCUCACUCCGUGUCGUCCCUCACGUCUCCCACAAGAUUUCCCUCAUAUAUGAAGAAUUUGAAGCAACAGUUAUGGGAAGAGUUGAAGACAGCGACCGAAGAGAAGCACCGACUCAUGAAUCUGAGGGAUAGGGAUAAGGAUUUUUACCGUCGGUCCGAAACCGAUUUGCAGGAUCUCUUUGACGUCUACUCGUCGCCCGUCCGCCGAAGGCGUGGCCGAUAUAAGUCGAAGAAUGGAUCCGAUUCUCGUAUCUAUCGUUCACUUUCGGCCACCAGAGACGACAUGCCGUUCAAGUCGUAUGAGUACGAGUCACUGCACCCGACGAGUACUGGCAUUGAACUCAACUAUAGAGGCCAGAGAGCC
Medioppia subpectinata is the source of this 3954-nucleotide messenger RNA. Lineage: Eukaryota; Metazoa; Arthropoda; Arachnida; Sarcoptiformes; Oppiidae. The record is from the annotation of a GenBank genome assembly.